This is a messenger RNA of Ilex paraguariensis (yerba mate), 1679 nucleotides long. Lineage: Eukaryota; Viridiplantae; Streptophyta; Magnoliopsida; Aquifoliales; Aquifoliaceae. The record is from the annotation of a GenBank genome assembly.
UAACCUUUUCCUUGAGGGACUUACUCAGCUUCUCCGACACUCCAAUUCGUCAAUAAUAUUCCAUUCGACUGCGAUUGAAAAUUCUAGGGUUUAUACAAUCACGAAGCUCUGCAUCUACAAAAUAUCUAUUCACAUGAGAAUACUAAAUCAGGCUUUCUGAAGAAUUGGAUUCUAAUAGUUCUCCGCCACUCUCGGAGAAUCCGGAGCGUUGUACGUUGGGUGGUGGAUUGAAUCCCCGGACGAUGACCAGAAAAACUAAUAGCUGUGCUAUUUGCGAGAACUCGAAUCUUGCGUCUAUAUGCCCCAUUUGUGUCAAUUACAGAUUAAAUGAUUACAACACUAACUUGAAGUCGCUGAAGAGUCGGCGGGAUGCUUUGUAUACCAGAUUGAGUGAAGUGCUUGUGGUAAAGGGUAAGGCAGAUGAUCAAUUAAGUUUUAGAGUGCUUCAAAGUGAGAAGCUUGCAAGAUUGAGGGAGAAACUCCGUGUUCGUAAAGAACAACUUUCACAAGGAAAUGCUAAGAUUGAGAAGCUGUCCCAUGAUUUAAAAGUCAAAUAUGAGUCGCUGGAAUCAGCCAAGAGUAUGCUGGAAAGAAAUCGUGUAGAACAACUGGAAAAGUUCUAUCCUAAUCUUAUCUGCACUCAUCGCUUGGGGCUUAUGGCAAUUACCUCUGAUCGUCUUUAUAAGCAGUCAGUGGUUAUAAAACAGAUUUGCAAGUUGUUCCCACAACGUCGGGUGGAUAUAGAGGGAGAUAAAAAAGAUGGGUCUAAUGGCCGAUUUGAUAUGAUUUGCAAUGCACGUCUACCAAGAGGACUUGAUCCCCAUUCAGUUCCAUCUGUCGAGCUUGCUGCUUCUUUGGGGUAUAUGGUGCAGCUUCUGAAUCUUGUUGUUCACAAUGUCGGCGCUCCUGCACUCCAUAACUCUGGUUUUGCGGGUUCAUGCUCGCGAAUAUGGCAACGAGAUUCUUAUUGGGAUGCCCGCCCCUCUUCCAGAAGCAAUGAAUAUCCACUUUUCAUACCACGGCAGAAUUAUUGCUCUACCAGCACGGAAACUUCAUGGUCUGAAAGAAGCUCAAGUAAUUUUGGUGUAGCUUCAAUGGAAUCAGAAAGGAAGCCCCGUUUGGAUUCUUCUCGUAGUAGUAGCUUCAGUUUUUCUUCUGCUUCACCUCAUUCUGUUGAAACGCACAUGGACCUGCAGAAAGGGAUUUCACUUCUCAAGAAAAGUGUGGCAUGCAUAACAUCAUUCUGUUACAACUCCUUAUAUCUAGAUGUUCCCCCCGAGGCGUCUACCUUUGAAGCCUUUGCAAAGUUGUUAGCAACUCUAUCGUCUUCCAGGGAGGUUCGAUCGAUUUUUUCCUUGAAGAUGGCUUCUUCAAGGUCAUCUAAGCAAGUUCAACAACUGAACAAAUCUGUUUGCAAUGUCGAUUCAGGCAUUUCAUCAAGUACAUUAUUUGAGAGUGCACAUACAUCGCCCAUAAUGAGAAAUUUGAAUGACACCAAUUUCCCAAGUUCUGCUGCCAGUUAUCUUUAUGCCACUGAAUUAUCUGAUAUGGGAAAGAAUGAAAAUCUUAUUGACGGGUGGGAUAUUGUGGAGCAUCCCACUUUUCCUCCCCCUCCAUCACAGGUUGAGGAUGUGGAGCAUUGGACUCGAGCAAUGUUUAUUGAUGCAACAAAGAAAUGA